CUUAAUUCUUAUUGGAGACGCGAACCGUUUCAAACGAUUCCGUUCGAUUCGAUGAACUGGUUCAACCGACUCACUGAGAAGAACCGGUUAAAUCAAACGAUUCGUUCAUGAACCGGACACCAGCGUGCGCUUGCUGUGUCUUCUGAGCUGUAGAAUUGAAAAUGCACAAGAGGACCCACACUGGAGGGAAACCUUACAUGUGUUCACACUGCGAUAGGAGAUUUGUUCAUAGAGCAACUCUGAAAACACAUGAGAGGACCCACACUGGAGAGAAACCAUACAAGUGUUCAUAUUGUGACAAGAGAUUAAUUUGUUCAGGACAACUGAAAACACAUGAGAGGACCCACACUGGAGAGAAACUAUACAAGUGUUCACACUGUGACAAGAGAUUCAUUCAGACAGCAACUCUGAAAACACAUGAGAGGACCCACACUGGAGAGAAACCAUACAAGUGUUCACACUGUGACAAGAGAUUCAUUCAGACAGCAACUCUGAAAACACAUGAGAGGACCCACACGGGAGAGAAACCAUACAAGUGUUCAUACUGUGACAAGACAUUCAUUUGUUUAGGACAACUGAAAACACAUGAGAGGACCCACACUGUAGAGAAACCAUACAAGUGUUCACACGGUGACAAGAGAUUUGUUCAGAGAGCAAAUCUGAAAACACAUGAGAGGACUCACACCGGAGAGAAACCUUACAAGUGUUCACACUGUGACAAGACAUUCAAUUGUUCAGGACAUCUGAAAACACACCAGAGGAUCCACACUGGAGAGAAACCUUACAAGUGUUCACACUGUGACAAGAGAUUCGUUCAGACAGCAAAUCUGAAAACACAUGAGAGGACUCACACCGGAGAGAAACCUUACAAGUGUUCACACUGUGACAAGAGAUACCGUUUAUCAGCACAUCUGAAAACGCAUGAGAGGACCCACACUGGAGAGAAACCAUUCACAUGUGAUCUGUGUGGGAAGAGUUUCACACAAUCAACAAACCAUAAGUUGCACAUGCACAUCCACACUGGAGAGAAACCGUUUACAUGUGAUCUGUGUGGGAAGAGUUUCAUAAUAAAACGCAGCCUUAAAGAGCACAUGAACAUCCACUCUGGGGAAAAACCGUACACAUGUGAUCAGUGUGGCAAAGGAUUUGUAAGGUCUUCGGACCUAAAGAUUCACCUGACACUUCAUACAAAGAAGAAACGUCUGUAUUCAUGUUCUUUGUGUGGAAAGAGUUUUCCACUGCUGAAAAGUUUAAAAACACAUCAGAAAAGACAUACUGCCAAAAAAGCUUAUAUGUGCUUUGAGUGUGAGAAGACUUUUUUUACAGAUGAGCAUUUGAAAAUGCACCAGAGAACUCACACUGGAGAGAAACCUUACAUGUGUUCACACUGCGACAAGAGAUUCAGUUCUUCAUCAAAUCUGAAAAAACAUGAAAGGACUCAUACUGGAGAGAAACCAUACACAUGUGAUCAAUGUGGGAAGAGCUACACUGAAUUAUCUUCUCUACAGAGACAUAAAAAAUCAUCCACAGCCCGAAAUCAUAAUAUGUGUACAAGAAAGAAAAGUCCAAAGUUGUCACGGUAAAUAAAGUUCAAGACUUCAAGACUUUUCAAGAGAUUCAGAUCAACUCAUAGAUAGUUCCUUCCCAAAAGAACAUCAUCUAAUUGUUUUAUUCUUGUUUCUCAAUUUGCUUCAUAAUAUAAUCUCUCAUUAUGCUUUAUAAUUUCAAGUUAGAUUUUUUUUUUUUUACUCCAUUUAUGAAAAAGUGGACUUUUUAGUCGUGUGGACAACAAAGUGACCUGAAGAAGAGUCCAUCUUAGUUUUAGGAAAUACAUUGAUCUGGUGUUUGUGUUUAAUUGUUAAUCUUAUAAUCUUAUAAAUGCUCGACCAUUUGUGAUGCACUUGGUUUGGUUGUAAAUCAAUAAUUUUCUCACAAAUUUUCAAAUAAUCAUGUAUUAAAUAAUCAUGUAUUUUAUCAACGUUUAUUGACCAUUUGUAAUGUCUAAUGAUGCUACU
Carassius gibelio (silver crucian carp) is the source of this 2015-nucleotide messenger RNA. RefSeq names its product zinc finger protein 14. The record is from RefSeq and is a predicted model, not a curated record. Gene Ontology annotation, molecular function: DNA-binding transcription factor activity; RNA polymerase II cis-regulatory region sequence-specific DNA binding. Lineage: Eukaryota; Metazoa; Chordata; Actinopteri; Cypriniformes; Cyprinidae. The coding region runs from base 162 to 1583 and encodes 473 amino acids. The transcript has 3 exons. Gene Ontology annotation, biological process: regulation of transcription by RNA polymerase II.